Messenger RNA from Postia placenta MAD-698-R-SB12, 708 nucleotides. RefSeq lists its product as hypothetical. The record is from RefSeq and is a predicted model, not a curated record. The coding region runs from base 1 to 708 and encodes 235 amino acids. The transcript is spliced from 2 exons. NCBI's taxonomy places the organism in Eukaryota, Fungi, Basidiomycota, Agaricomycetes, Polyporales, Adustoporiaceae.
AUGUCCAACAACUAUGUUUCCCACCUUAAGAACAGGGACCUCAUCAUCUAUGACUCCACCACCGAAAUUUGCUAUCAGUUUAUUCCCAAGAUACUCCGCCAAUACCCCCAUUUCGACUUGUCCUUGCGCCAGGGACACGGUGUUGUCAAUGGUCACCUUCAAACCAACCAGGUAUUCAUGCCGGGAGUGCAUGGGAAGGCUAUCCCAGUCGACUCGCUGGCACCCAUGGUUGCCCCAACCAAGGCCAAAGCUGACAUCUUGCAGCCCGAGAGACAGAAGCUGCAUCAGUUUCUUCUCGAGACUUCAGCUCGUCGUGAGAUGAAACAGGCUGAGUUCAUCGCCAAGAAGAAGGCCACCCAGCUCCAGGAUAGGGCUGAGGAAGUCCGCUCGAGCUCUAAGCUGUUCGGUCGCAUCCUCCAGUUUGGGGAUGUGGCAAAGGCCUGGCAGGCGAGCCGAACCGACGACAUUGAAGCCCACGAGAGCGACGUGGAUGAAGGACGGGUCAUCGAGGGCACGACAACAAGUGGUGGCAGUGGUGGAGAGAUGACGAAGACCAGCGCACCAAAGAAGGGCAAGGCUGUGGCCGUUGCCGACGCCGCUAAGCCUGCCGAGGCCGGCACGUCUAGGUCCGGUGCACUGCACUUCAAGAAAAGCAAGCCUGUGACCGCUGACGCCAUUGACAAGAACGCGAUGGUCACUGAGGAGUAG